AUGUUUUAUACAUUCACUUUUCUCAUUUUUGUCAAAUUUAUUUUUCUUCUAUUUUCUUCUUUUCCUUUCUUAUUCCAUUUUCUUUCCUUUCCUUCUGAGUCCAUUUCUUUCUUUGUUACUUUCUUUUUUAUUUCAAUUUUUUCUGUAUUUUUUAUUUUUCCAUUUUCUUUUUUCGUUUUUAUUCUAUUUUCCUUACUUUUUCUUUUAUCUUUCUCAUUUUUCUUUCUGUAUUUUUACGUUUUUAUGUUCUUUCUUUCUUUCUUUUUUCUCUUUUCUUUCUUUCUUUCUUUUUUCUCUUUUCUUUCUUUCUUUCUUUCUUUCUUUACAAUAACUUUCCGUCACCAUAUCUCUAUUGUAUUUUCUAUUAGUCAAUUUCUGACUUCAUCAUUUGAACAAUUUCUCCGUUUCUUUAUUUAUUUUAAAUUUUCUUUAUUCCUAUACUUAUUUCUUUCUUAUUCUUUUUUCUGUUAUCUGAUAUGCAUUUUUUCCAUUAUAAUGCCUUUCUUUCUUUCUUUCUUUCUUUCUUUCUUUCUUUCUUUCUUUCUUUCUUUUCCCCUUCAUCUCUUUUCAAGUCUACUCCUAAUUUCUUUCUCCCCACCGCGUACACAUAAAAAAAAACUCAUUUCCUUUUUUUCAGCGCCAUCCUUACGUUUUACAUUCUCCAGCUCUCACCAGUAA
Acanthosepion pharaonis is the source of this 678-nucleotide messenger RNA. NCBI's taxonomy places the organism in Eukaryota, Metazoa, Mollusca, Cephalopoda, Sepiida, Sepiidae. The record is from the annotation of a GenBank genome assembly.